AUGGCAUUAAGAUCAUUGAGGCAGGAGUACCUGCAAAUACCUACAGUUACACGAGCUUAUACAACUGCUUGUGUACUUACUACACUCGCCGUGCAACUGGAUUUGGUUUCACCUUUUCAACUAUACUUCAAUCCUAUUUUAAUCGUUCAUCAAUACCAAAUAUGGCGACUUGUCACAACGUUUUUGUACUUUGGUACGGUUGGGUUCAAUUUUUUCUUCAACAUGAUAUUUACUUAUCGCUAUUGCCGGAUGCUGGAAGAAGGUCCGUUCCGUGGAAGGACAGCUGAUUUUGUAAUGAUGUUCAUUUUUGGUGGAAUAUUUGCAUUUUUUGUUAAUUUAUUAUUUUUGGGACAUGCAUUUACGUUGAUGCUAGUUUAUGUCUGGUCGAGACGAACUCCAUUCGUUAGAAUGAACUUUUUUGGCUUGCUAAACUUCAGGGCUCCAUUUUUACCAUGGGUUCUUCUUGGGUUCUCUUUGUUACUCGGAAAUGUCAUAUGGGUAGAUUUAGUUGGCAUGGCUGUUGGACAUAUGUACUAUUUUGCUGAAGACGUUUUUCCAAAUCAAGUCGGAGGUGGUUUCCGAAUCAUAAAAACUCCACAAAUACUUAAAAAUUUAUUUGAUGAGCGUCAGGAAGAUUCAGACUACGCUCCACUUCCUGAAGACAGACCUGGAGGUUUUGCGUGGGGCCAAGGAGCCGAUGUCCAUUAA
This is a messenger RNA of Cotesia congregata, 708 nucleotides long. The record is from the annotation of a GenBank genome assembly. Lineage: Eukaryota; Metazoa; Arthropoda; Insecta; Hymenoptera; Braconidae.